AGCCCGAGAAGCAGCCAGCAGAAGAAGAAGAAAGCAGGAAGUGCUCGCUGUUCCUGCGCAUGUGAUACCGCUCAUUUAUUUGUUCAUGCCAGAGCAGCAUCACUGUCACUAGUGUAUACCGGUGUUUAAACAAGUUAUCACUGAAGGCUGAGACCCGGGUUUUGUGUUGGUGACAGCAUUUGGGUGUCGCUGUGGUCUCCAGUAUCCCGAGUCAUCCCGGAGUGGAAAUUCCUAACGUCUCCUCUGCGGCACGUUUCUGUCUGAUUCAACAAUGAUCAAGGAAAACCGAUGGAAUAUUCCCCCCAAUGCGCCUGCGUGUAUGGAGAAGCAACUUUGUGCAGCUCAGUAUCGAUCAGAUGGCACCUUACUGCUCGGGGCCUCCAGCCUGAUGGGCAGAAACUGGCAGGGCUCAGUGUGGAUCUAUAGCAACCCUGAGCAGGCCCCGAGUGAGGGCUUCUGCAAAGCUGGUGUGCAGACUGAGGCGGGCGUGUCCGAUGUGAAGUGGGUUUCAGAAAAGGGAGUCCUGGUGGCAUCAGACUCUGGUGCUCUGGAACUCUGGGAGCUUUCUGAAGAUGAGAACCUCCUGGUGAACCGCUUCACCAAACAUGAGCACGACAACAUCGUCACUUCAGUCAGCCCCACGGCCGGAGGCACCGGUGCUGUGACUGGGAGCAUGGACUGCCGAAUUAAAAUCUGGGAUCUGGGUCAAGAGUCGGUCAUCACAACAUACAACGCGCACACGCAGGCAGUCAGCUGUGUGGCCUGCAGUCCGACAGACCAGUCUCUCUUCGUCUCCUGUGGUCAGGACGGCCGUGUGCUGAUGUGGGACAGGAGGAAACCGAGCAAACCAGCAUCAAAAAUAGAUUUAGAGUCUCCGAUCUGCUUCAGCACCACUGCAGCCUGGCACCCACACCACAGAAGUACCAUCGCUUUCGGCGAUGAGCUUGGCAGAGUGACGCUCAAAGAUCUGCAGGGAGCAGAGGCAGCACGCGUGGAGAACAUCCACAGUCGCAGGGUCAACGCUCUCGCCUUCUCCACACACAGUUCCCCCCUGCUGGCCUCCAUCAGCGACGACUGCUCCCUCUCUGUCAUGAACUGCCAGCUCAGAGAAAUACACAGAGAUCGGAGACACAAGGACUUUGUCAGGGGUGUGGCUUGGCUCCAUGGAGGGUCCAACACUCUGACCACAGUGGGGUGGGAUCACCUGGUGCUUCACCACACGGUCGAUCCAGCUGCCGUAGCCACGGCUUCAGCGUAGAGCCGACAGCCGGAUCAAAGUCCAUCACGGUCAUCCAGUACACGACUUCAGUCGACAGCACUGUGGAAAACAUUCUCUCUCCCACGCUAUGUAGCGCUUUCUUUGAUAAAUUGCAUCACUUUACAAUAAAGGUCAUCUUAAGCUUGAGGUUUUUCUGUUUGUGUAGUUUUCCUCAUACCGAAUAUUUUUUAUUUUUAUAUAACAAAUGUCAUCUCAGAUCAUGUGAAUAUCCUGAAAUGUGUUAUGUCUGGAUUAAGAGAAGUCUGAAUUGUGAAGAAACUUUUAUUUGGCAACAAAAAAACUACAGAACAUGAUAAAUAAAUUCCCUGAAAUCUC
Synchiropus splendidus (mandarinfish) is the source of this 1594-nucleotide messenger RNA. RefSeq names its product WD repeat domain 77 (gene wdr77). The record is from RefSeq and is a predicted model, not a curated record. Gene Ontology annotation, cellular component: methylosome. NCBI's taxonomy places the organism in Eukaryota, Metazoa, Chordata, Actinopteri, Syngnathiformes, Callionymidae. Gene Ontology annotation, molecular function: protein binding. Bases 272 to 1258 code for a protein of 328 amino acids. Gene Ontology annotation, biological process: oocyte axis specification. The transcript is spliced from 10 exons.